AUGAGUAAAGCGGAUAAAAAUUAUGAUUCUGACAAGUCUGAAAGCGAAGAUGAACAGCAAAACGGAAGAGUGAGCAAUAAAGGACGCAAACACGAUGAUAAUGAAGGAUAUACUUGGGAAGGAGAAUAUCAGCGUUCAUGGGAUAUCGUUCAAGAAGAUGCUGAAGGAAGUUUAAUUGGAGUCAUUGCAGGAUUGAUAAAUGCUGGAAAAAGAAAAAGAUUGCUUCGUGACACAACACCUUUGCGAAGAGGAAUCAUUCGUCACAUGGUUUUGGUUUUAGAUCUAAGCUCUGCAAUGGAAGAGCGAGAUUUCCAUCAUAAACGAUUUGAAUUACAAAUUAAAUAUGCAGUUGAGUUUGUCAUGGAAUAUUUCGAACAGAAUCCCAUUUCUCAGCUGUCAAUUAUUGGCGUAAAAGAUGGUAUCGCUCAACGUGUUUCCGAUUUGCAUGGAAAUCCGCAAUCCCACAUCCAAAAAUUAAAGUCGCUUCGCGAUUAUAGUGGAAAUUUUUCUCUUCAAAAUGCUUUGGAAAUGGCCAGAGCGUCUUUAUCCCACAUUGCUUCUCAUGGGACAAGAGAGGUGUUAAUUAUCUUUGGUUCUAUCUUUUCUUCUGAUCCUGGUGAUAUCUUUCGAACAAUUGAUGCUCUUGUUUCCGACCAAAUCCGGGUUCGGAUUGUUGGUCUUGCUGCUGAGGUUGCUAUCUGCCGUGAAAUAUGUGACCGAACUAAUAGCUCUUCUACAAAUGCAUAUGGUGUGGUUUUAAGUGAACAACACUUUCGUGAACUGCUUUUGGAGAGCACAAUUCCCCCAGCAACGGAUUCUUCAAAAACCGCUGACUCCUCCCUAGUAAUGAUGGGGUUUCCUUCAAAAGUAGUUGAGCAAUCUCCAAGUUUAUGUACUUGUCAUUCAUUACCCUCUCGUGGUGGCUUCCAUUGUCCUCGUUGUAAAGCAAAGGUUUGCACUUUGCCCAUAGAAUGUCCCAGUUGUAAACUAGUCUUGAUUCUAUCCACCCAUCUCGCUAGGUCCUAUCAUCAUUUAUUUCCUUUAAAAAACUGGAUAGACUUACCUUGGUCUGCAAAACCUACUUCGUCACAUUGUUUUGCUUGUCAAGUUCCUUUUCCCAAAGCUUCAGAAGCGUCUGACCAGGAGCAGACCGCAUCUUCCAUGCGUUUUGAAUGUCCUUCUUGUAAACUGCAUUUUUGUAUCGAUUGCGAUAUAUUUGCCCAUGAACAAUUACAUGAAUGUUUUGGCUGCCAAUGCUCCGGAAAUUAA
This is a messenger RNA of Schizosaccharomyces osmophilus, 1269 nucleotides long. RefSeq names its product transcription factor TFIIH complex subunit Ssl1 (gene ssl1). The record is from RefSeq and is a predicted model, not a curated record. Gene Ontology annotation, molecular function: zinc ion binding. The transcript is spliced from 2 exons. Gene Ontology annotation, cellular component: transcription factor TFIIH core complex; transcription factor TFIIH holo complex. Gene Ontology annotation, biological process: DNA-templated transcription; nucleotide-excision repair; regulation of transcription by RNA polymerase II. Bases 1 to 1269 code for a protein of 422 amino acids. NCBI's taxonomy places the organism in Eukaryota, Fungi, Ascomycota, Schizosaccharomycetes, Schizosaccharomycetales, Schizosaccharomycetaceae.